UUAGGCAGGAUGCGGGCGGGGAUCUGGAAGAUGGCUGGUGGUGACGUAAGGGUCGAUCCGGGGACCCCACCAUUAUUAAUUACAUCUAGGGAAUGUGGAGUGGUUCCUUGCCCGGAGUCCCUGUGGAUAGUUGGAGUCAGCACUCUCUUGGGCUUCGAAAGUAGAUCUUUUUUGACGCGACCCUGAUUUCCUCUUCUCUAGGAUGAAGACGGGCCUUGCCGAAGAUGGAUAGCCGGAUUCCUUAUGAUGAUUACCCGGUGGUUUUCCUGCCUGCCUAUGAAAAUCCCCCAGCAUGGAUUCCUCCUCAUGAGAGAGUGUACCACCCAGACUACAACAACGAGUUGACUCAGUUUCUGCCCCGAAUCGUCACAUUGAAGAAGCCUCCUGGAGCUCAGUUGGGAUUUAACAUCCGAGGAGGAAAGGCCUCCCAGCUAGGCAUCUUCAUCUCCAAGGUAAUUCCUGAUUCUGAUGCACAUCGAGCAGGACUUCAGGAAGGGGACCAAGUUCUAGCUGUGAAUGAUGUGGAUUUCCAAGAUAUUGAGCAUAGCAAGGCUGUUGAGAUCCUCAAGACAGCCCGUGAAAUCAGCAUGCGUGUCCGCUUCUUUCCUUACAAUUAUCAUCGCCAAAAAGAGAGGACUGUGCACUAGAGAAUUGCAGCCCACAGUCCUCCGUGUGGAAUCAGCCAGGACAAGCCGGCUAGGCCCCAAGGAAGCCACUUGGGAAAUUCUACUUCUCAGCCACUCUCUGGCAUAGUGGAGAGGGGAGGGUGGGGACAUAGCGAGGCAACUGCAUUACCCAAACUGUUCUGCACUUUUAGUUCCCUAGUUUUCUAGGUGAGCUUCAUUCCCUGAAAGGAGAAGGGUGAUGAUGUCUAGGUAUAACCUAGCCUGUGGGGAACCCAGCUGGAAAAGGCAGAUGACAUCUGUUGAAUAAUGUGGGCUAAGGACUCACACAUGUCAUAUCAUUUUUGUUAUAGAAAUCAGUAGGAAAAAGUAUCUUGGGGACCUCCCAUCUGAUUUGCCUGGCCAUCUCCUCAUCCCAUCUUUAUAAUUAACUGGAGCUCUCAUACACUUUGGAGACUCCAACAAGACCCUGUUUUUGCCCCUUCCUCCUCCUAUCCUCUCCCCAAAAAAGUAAAACUUAAUUUUGAAUAUA
Messenger RNA from Galeopterus variegatus (Sunda flying lemur), 1155 nucleotides. It is a transcript of the gene PDZD11, whose product is annotated as PDZ domain containing 11. Gene Ontology annotation, molecular function: protein binding. Gene Ontology annotation, biological process: neurotransmitter secretion; protein localization to basolateral plasma membrane; maintenance of epithelial cell apical/basal polarity. The transcript is spliced from 7 exons. Gene Ontology annotation, cellular component: synapse; basolateral plasma membrane; cell-cell junction. NCBI's taxonomy places the organism in Eukaryota, Metazoa, Chordata, Mammalia, Dermoptera, Cynocephalidae. Bases 225 to 647 code for a protein of 140 amino acids. The record is from RefSeq and is a predicted model, not a curated record.